Molecule: messenger RNA, 669 nt
Organism: Aspergillus clavatus NRRL 1
Lineage: Eukaryota; Fungi; Ascomycota; Eurotiomycetes; Eurotiales; Aspergillaceae
Product: DUF1014 domain protein
Exons: 3
Coding region: 1-669 (222 amino acids)
Biological process (GO): transcription by RNA polymerase II
Cellular component (GO): nucleus
Molecular function (GO): transcription coactivator activity
Source: RefSeq, a predicted model, not a curated record
AUGGCAGGAAAGAAAGCCGCCGGCGAAAACUCCAAGAAGGCAGCUGGCCAGGCUCGCAAAGCCGAAGCUGCCGCGAGCAAGAAAGCAGCCGAGGAUUCCAAGCGUGCAGCCGAGGAGGAUAAGCAGUGGCAGAAGGGAUCCAAGAGCAGCGCGAAGAAGGAAGACGCAGAAGCCAAAAAAGCCGAAGCCGCCCGCAAGAAGGCCGAACGAGAAGCCCUCCUCGCCGCCGAAGAGGCCUCGCAGCCCUCCAAGCCCAAAGGCGGCGGCGCCAAACAGGCUCAGAAGAAAACCCGCGGGCUGGACCUGUCGCAGCUGGAUGACGAGCCUGGCAGCCGCAAGGGCACGGCGCUUAACGCGUCCGGUAUCGAUAAUGCUCUCGACGCGCUGUCGCUGACCAGCAAGGACGGGUCGAAGAUCGACCGCCACCCGGAGCGGCGUUUCAAGGCUGCGUAUGCGGCCUUUGAGGCGCGCCGUCUGCCGGAGAUCGAGCAGGAGAAUCCCGGGCUGCGCAGACAGCAGCGCAUCGAGCUCUGCAAGAAGGAGUUCGAGAAAAGCGAGGAGAACCCGUUCAAUCAGGCGCAUGUGGCGUUCGACGCCAGCCGCGAGGAGAUCGCGGCUCUCAAGGAUGCGGAGCGCAAGAAGGUCGAGGCCAGACUGGGUGGUAGAUAA